UGUUGUUCUAUAUAAACUCGAGAGUUCCAAGUUCCAAAAAAACAAAACUCUAAAAGAUGAAAGAGUGAAUAAUUCAAAAUGGAGCUUGAAAAAGGGGUGCAGAGAUGGAUUGUUGACAUAUCUAUUUGGAAUCCUUCGCCCCAUCAGUUCAAUCUUGCCGUAUCUCUUCUUCCCCACUGCGAACACUCCUCCAUCACCAGGUUUGUGAAAUUCGAGGAUCGAAAAAGGGCUCUCGUAAGCCGGCUGCUGCAGUAUGCUCUGGUGCAUCAAGUUUUGGGAAUUCCAUUCGAUGAGAUUAUAAUCAAGCGAACUCCCGAGGGAAAGCCCUUUUUGGUGUGUGACAACGUGGACUCGGGGUUUCCAAAUUUCAACUUUAAUGUAUCCCAUCAUGGUGACUAUGUCGCGAUAGCGUCUGAGCCUGUGUGCCUCGUGGGAGUGGAUAUCGUCACUCAUUCAGUUCCUGUGAACGAACCAGCUGACAAGUUUGUACAGAGUUUCUCAUCAUACUUCUCUGAUUUGGAAUGGCGUAGUAUCCGCAAUGCCAGCUCUUCCGAUGAGAUGCUGAGAGUUUUUUAUAGGUAUUGGUGCUUGAAGGAAGCUUUCGUGAAGGCAAUCGGUAGCGGUGUCGGCCACAAAUUGGAUGAUGUGGAGUUUCAUCACACAAGUUGGGAGAAUAUAUAUGUCAAAGUUUGUGGGAAAGAAUUGAAAGACUGGAGAUUUUGGCUUCAAGAUCUCAGCAACAACCAUUCAGUAGCCGUUGCAAGGGGUCAUCCAAGAAGUGCCAUCUCUAGUUACAUGAAAACUCUAAAACAGAUUGAUUUCAAAGAGGAGUAUAAAACAUGCCUCAAUCUUCCAAAUCCAAGUUUUACUUUUCUAACAGUAGACGAUCUCGUCCGAUCAUGGGGCGAUGAUGUGUCGAGAAAACUUGAUGUCUUAUGACAAGAGAGAAAUAGAUCAAGUCAGUCAACGGCGGAUUCAAGAUUUUCGGUUUGAGGGGUGACAAAUGAUUACAUGCAUUUGGAGACUUAAAUCUGAGCUUUUUUUAAUAUUGGUGGUGCAUAGAUAGAUAUAACAAUUUUUUUUUUUAUUUUUUAUGUUAAUAUGUUGGUGGUAUAAAAUAUUUUAGCAACUAUUCCUUUUGUCCCCUUGAAGAUGGCUCCUUUCUAUUUC
Molecule: messenger RNA, 1170 nt
Organism: Salvia hispanica
Lineage: Eukaryota; Viridiplantae; Streptophyta; Magnoliopsida; Lamiales; Lamiaceae
Cellular component (GO): cytosol
Molecular function (GO): holo-[acyl-carrier-protein] synthase activity; magnesium ion binding
Source: RefSeq, a predicted model, not a curated record